Molecule: messenger RNA, 1464 nt
Organism: Plasmodium adleri (nom. inval.)
Lineage: Eukaryota; Apicomplexa; Aconoidasida; Haemosporida; Plasmodiidae
Product: diphthamide synthesis protein, putative
Exons: 1
Coding region: 1-1464 (487 amino acids)
Biological process (GO): protein histidyl modification to diphthamide
Molecular function (GO): 2-(3-amino-3-carboxypropyl)histidine synthase activity
Source: RefSeq, a predicted model, not a curated record
AUGGAAGAAAUUAGCUUAGUAAAUGCAAAUGUUGAAGAAAAAAAAAUAAAGGUUCAUUGCUCUAUACCCAAGUUUAUACUUGAAAAUAAAUUAUUAGAAAAGGCAAUAAAAAAGUGUCUUCCUGAAAAUUAUAAUUUUGAAGUUUAUAAAUGUAUAGAUAUUAUAUUAAGAGAAAAAUAUAAACGUAUUGCUUUACAACUACCAGAAGGAUUAUUAGUAUGGGGUUUAUAUUUAUCUGAAAUAUUUUAUUUUUUUUGUGAAUCAGUAGAAGAAGUGAUUAUAUUAGGAGAUGUAACAUAUGGUGGUUGUUGUAUAGAUGAUUUUACUAGUGGUAAAUUAAAUUGUGAUUUGAUUAUUCAUUAUGGUCACUCAUGUUUAAUACCUCUAACUGUAACAAAAAUUAGAUGUAUAUAUGUUUUUGUAGAUAUUCAAUUAAAUUCAACACAUUUAGUAGAUACAAUCAAAAAAAAUUUUGAUAAAAAUGAUAUUAUCUUGCUACUUGGAACUAUUCAAUUUUCAUGUAUUGUACAUAAUGUUCAUAAUAUAUUGAAAAAGCAAAAUUAUUUUCAUACUUUUUUACCUAUACCUCAAGUGUUACCAUUAACAAAAGGAGAAGUACUUGGUUGCACAUCACCGAAUUUGUAUGAAUUUUUAUAUGAACAUAUUAUAAAAUAUGAAAGGGAUAAAAAAUAUAGUGAAUUACAAGAUGAAGAAGCAAGAAGAGGACAACAGAAAAAAGAAACACAAGAUAAAAGUGAUAAUAUAAAUAAUAUAACAUUGGUCAAUAAAAUAAAAGAAUCAUUAAAUGAAAAUGAUAUCAGAAAAGAAUGUCAAAUAUUUUUAAAAAAAAAAAAUGUAAAAAUUAUUUUUAUAGCAGAUGGUAGAUUUCAUCUAGAAAGUGUCAUGAUACAUAAUCCUGAUUUUUUAUUUUAUCGUUAUAAUCCAUUCGAUAAAGUAAUAACAGAAGAAAAAUAUAAUUACAAACUUUUUUAUGAUAUCAGAAAAAAUGAAAUAAAAAAAUGUGUUAAUUGUAAGUCUAUUGGUAUUAUUCUAAGUACACUAGGUAGACAAGGAAAUACUAAUAUUUUAACAAAUCUUAUCAAUAUAAUCAAAAAGAAAAACAUCUCUUUUUUUAUUCUAUUAUUAUCAGAAAUAUUCAAUGAAAAAUUACAACUCUUUCAAAAUGUAGACCUUUUUAUACAAAUAGGAUGUCCAAGAUUAUCAAUAGAUUGGGGUAACUAUAAUUUAAAACCAUUGUUAAAUACAUAUGAAGCUUAUGUCCUUCUAAAUUCAAUACCAUAUAAAGAUAUAUACCCUAUGGAUUAUUAUUCACAUAAAGGAAAUAUCUGGACAAAUUAUGCUGUUGGGGUGGGAUCUUAUAAUGAAAAAAAUUUAACAACAAAAGAAAUUAUUCGUAGAAGAAUUCAAAUGAGAAAAAGUAAAAUUACUAUACAUUAUCACUAA